Malassezia globosa CBS 7966 is the source of this 3498-nucleotide messenger RNA. RefSeq lists its product as uncharacterized. NCBI's taxonomy places the organism in Eukaryota, Fungi, Basidiomycota, Malasseziomycetes, Malasseziales, Malasseziaceae. Gene Ontology annotation, molecular function: RNA polymerase II cis-regulatory region sequence-specific DNA binding; DNA-binding transcription factor activity, RNA polymerase II-specific. The transcript has a single exon. Gene Ontology annotation, biological process: regulation of transcription by RNA polymerase II. The coding region runs from base 1 to 3498 and encodes 1165 amino acids. Gene Ontology annotation, cellular component: transcription regulator complex. The record is from RefSeq and is a predicted model, not a curated record.
AUGUUCUACUUCGCUGGCAUGCCACCUGUGUCUACCUCGGCCCCAACAACAUCAGGUGUAGCGGCAGGUGCACCCGAUGGCCCUGGCCCUCGUGAUGAUAUUGCUUGUCAUUUCGUGGCGCCGGGCACCAUGCCUCCGCCCCCCGCGACGAUGCAAGGCAACUUGGAGGCUGAUGUAACUCCAUUCAUGACACCAAUGCGCCAUAGCCUCAGUGAGACUACGGUGGACAGUGCCUCUAUAUCACCAACACUACUCCGGCAAAUACAGGCAGGCAGCAUGCCCAACGUGUCGUCUCCCCUUGCGGUACACUCGGUGCUUGCGCCUCCAUCAAGUGAUGGAAAGCGUCGGCGCAUGUCUGCGUCGCAAUUUGGGUCACCACCCAAUGCUAAUAUGGCAACGAUGGAUCCUAGCACAAGCUCGCCAUUCAGCAAUGCCAUGAUGUCUCAUGCGGCAUCGCCGGCAGCGGCGGCAGCAGCAGCUCAUCAAAACAAUCUGUUCUUCCAGCACGCUAUGCUUCCUUUCGGCAUGCCUGACUCACCGUCUUCGUCGCCUAGCGUAGACACGUCGAUGCAAGCGCUCUCCAUGACACCUAACAACAACUUGUCGCCUCUCACUCAUCGUACGCUCCGCGCUGCUUCGUCGAGUGCAGCUUCGCCGACAGGCGCAUUUCGUGGCGGUCCUAUGACGGCGACGGCUUCUGUUCAGGAAAGUCCGCUCAUGCGUCGUGCGAACAGUUACGGCAGUGUCGGUUCGCCGUGGGGCAGUCAUGACAACAUGUACAUGUUCGGCAUGGCGCCGGGCAUAUCGCCUGUGGCAGGGCCAGCGCCCAUGGGCCCGCCUAUAUCUGCACCUGUUCAAAUGCAGCGGAACUACAGCUCGCCACAGCCCCGUGCUAUGCGUGAACGUGGGACCCGACAAUCGUCUACCGAUGUAUGGCCGGAUGACGUCGAAGUUGCAUUCUGGGAAGCGCUGCGUUUGAUUCCAAAGCUGGGUCGACGCAAGGUACUCGUGCAUGGCAAGCCGUGUGGACGUAAUGAGCUUAUUGCUGACUAUAUUGAACGCAAAACGGGCAAGACUCGCUCUCGGAAGCAAGUGUCGAGUCAUAUCCAGGUACUGAAAAAUGUCAAGCGAAAUGACCUCGAGUUCCAGCAACUCAUUUCUGAGCCUACGCAUGAAGAAGACUAUUACACACCCGCUGGUGGCAUGAUGUAUGCACACGCGCUUUCCGAGUACAGUGUGGGUCUGUUGGGCUUUUCGCUCACAACGACAGACCCGACUGUCUCGCCCAUGGCAGCGUCAUCCGCGGCAAUGUCGCCAUCUGUGUCGAGUCCUCUGCCUCCUACUCACUCUCCAGCGCAGUCACCGGCUUCAGGCAUGAUUUCCAAAGCGCUCGAUAAUUUGCACGUGUCAAAUUCGCCUCGUCUUGAUGACAAUGGCCGCACCCUCUCGCCUCGCUAUCCAUCGGCACCGGCACCACCAUCAGCCUCGAUGUCAGCGUCGUUGGCACGGCGCAAAAAGGUUCCGCUGGUCGAUUUCGAUCCUAUGCCUGUGCUUGUCCCCACGGCCUUUUCGAUGUGGACAUCUUCGACAACUACGGACGAGCGUCAUUUGUACACGAACCUUGACACACUCAGCAUGUCACGCACGUUGCAGUCCGGUGGCGAAUUGCCUGUCUUGUCCAGCACGGAUCCUAUCGUCACGUCGUUCCGCUUUCCUCAGCUCGUCGACAUGUUCAAGCGUGUUGCCUGUCCGUUUGUGCAUGUGCAUGUGCCGAUGUCACUGCCGCGCGCCGAUGCCUCGGCUGCCCAGUACAACCGCCUCGGUGUGGCCUUGUCGAUUGCUAGCACUCGCAAUACACGGCUUUGCUCCGUGCUAUCUAUCUACUCACAUGGCAAAUGCGUCUUGUCGAUGGUAGAUCACCUCGAGCCGCCACGUCCUCUCGCACCUGCGCGAUCUGAUUCAGUCCGUUCGGUACUCCAUGAAGAUCCUUCAGAGCCAUCGAACCAGCGCUCGCCUGCGCCUAGCAAUGAUGCGCGCUUCGCAUGGGCAUAUCAAGUGCCGUUUGCCUCUGACUUCUGGGCAGACUUUCUCAGUCGGAAUCAUCCUAUGCAUAUCUAUGGCCCUGGUGGUGUGGAGCCCAUGACAUCCUACUGCAAGGAGCCCAGCGAGCGCGCAUCCGUCGGUAUGGCUGUCUCAGGUCUCGCAUUUAUCCAGGAACUCGUUGUUCCUCAAAGUGACGGCGUGUCGACGAUCACUCCACGGUCCAUCGUAUCGGUCGACAGUCCUGGCUCUCAGGUCGGUGAUAUCAUCGGCGUGGUUGCUUGGGACUUUGAGUGCGUCGAAGCACUCGGUUGUGAGCCAGGUGUCCCCAUCGUAUCCGUGAUCAGUCAUACAUCUUCUGCACUGAACCAUCCCACCACACCGCAUCGACCAUCGUCAGCGGCUUUGUCGUCAGAGAGUAGGGCUGCCACCACGACAGAAUCUGCGUUGUCCUCGAGUCCAACGAGCCAUCGCUCUAGUGAGAAAGGGCUUUUGGGGCUUGAAAUUCAUGCCUCCUCACGACCGUGCCCACAAUCAGGCCCGCAACAGCAGUCUUUGAAGCAGUCGCAGGAUCCGUCAUCGUCAUCGUCGACAUCCACGUUACCUGACAAUGCCGUUUCCUCCAGUAACACGGAUCAUCAGCAUCGGGAGACGCCUUCGUCCACGCCGCAAAAAGAGAAGACGGAUGAAGAUAGCGCCCAGAUGCAAUCAAAGCCUGAUAGCUCCUUGUUGCGAGCUAAUACGCCGCCACCACCGCCCACACUGAUUCGCACACAAGCAUCCCCCUUUACUAGUAGCAGUCCAGUGAAAGUGCACGAUGAGUCGGAGCCAAACAAGAAAGUGUCACCAACUCCAAAGCCGCCUAUGCUUUCGUCUUCGGGGGCCAUCUCGUCUCUGCAGCGUGAUGAACAUCGUUCCUGGGCACCCUCCGAAGCAGAGAAACUUGCAGCUGCUCCGCCUCCGGCACAGUCGCCAUUUUCGAAUGACUCCUCCCUCUUUACUUCGUCUUCGUACACAUCUGGACUCAAUUUGUCGAAUGUAUUUCGACAAAAGCACGUCACACCACAUGGUAUGACGACGACACUCUCUCCUGCUGCAUCUCAUGCUGAUUUAUUCAGCCCGGUUGGGCCGUCGCCGCCUCCUUCUUCAUCGUCAUCAUCUUUGCUAGCACCAAAUGUUUCUAUACCAGGCUCAGUAUCCUCGCUUCCUAUGCCUGUACGGUCGAACUCCAUGAGCAUGCUCGAGGAGCAUGAUGACGAUGUAUUUCAGCCUUUCUCGACACAGGUCUCCUCACCAUCGCUCUUGUCUGAUUCCAUUCCAUCCUAUUUGGACCCAACGGACGUGGGUGGACGUUUUGGGCUUUCAACGCAUGUCCAGUGGAAUGCGCAGCAGGACUUGAUGGACGCCUUUCUCAACAGCUCUAUGAUGGAAUCAUCUUCAGGCAUCUCGCCAUGCUAA